Molecule: messenger RNA, 1329 nt
Organism: Racocetra persica
Lineage: Eukaryota; Fungi; Glomeromycota; Glomeromycetes; Diversisporales; Gigasporaceae
Source: the annotation of a GenBank genome assembly
AAAAAGAGCAGCAGCAAUUACGAGAACAAGAGCAGCAGCAAUUGCAAGAACAGCAGAAUUUACAACAACAAGAGCAGCAGCAUUUACAAGAACAGCAGCAUUUACAACAACAGCAGAAGUUACAACAGCAGCAGCAUUUACAACAACAAGAACAGCUUUUAUCACAAGGGCAACAACAUUUAGAUUGGGACCAACUACUUAUAAAACAAAUAGAACAACUGAAACAUCAAUUGCAUCAACAAUUACAAUAUCCUUUAGAACAGCAAAAAAAUUUUUUGCAAAGACAAGAAGGAUUUUUACAAAACAUCCGGCAAUUUCCAAAACAACUAUAUGAUACCUUAAUUUAUCAACAAAAUACACAACUAGAACAAGAUAUCAUAAAAAACUUACAAUCUAUCGAUAAAUUCCUAUCGGAUCAACAACAAUUCAUAAGCGAACAACAACAGAUUAUACGAGGGAAGCAAAUUUAUGUUAAUGAACAAAUCAAUAAAGCAAACUGUUUUGACUUUGAAAAUGACUAUGUAAUUAUUAGUAAAGAUGUUUAUAAUGUUCAUAUUCAAAGAUAUCAAGAUCCUUUUUACUUAACAUAUCUUCAAUCAAAACAUAAUUCACUUGAAAGUAAAUAUCAUAAUCUUCGAACUGAGUAUCAAAAUCUUAAAUCUGACUAUCAAUUUAUUGAAUCAAAUUAUCAAAAACUUCAAUCAAAUUCUCAAAAUGACCGUAAUGAUUUAUUAAAAAGGUUAAAUAAUGUUAUAAAAGCUAAUGAUGAUUUAAAAAAAGAAGCUACAAAGUAUCAACUGGCCUUGGGUAAUGCUACAAGUUCUCACUUAGAAUCUCAUGAUUCUGCUAGCGCCGGUCAAUUAUCAAAGGAUAUUCGUAUUUUACAUAACCGUUUAGAAAAAUUUUGUGGUCUAAAAAGAGGAAUUGAAAUUAAUGAAUCGGAAGUAAAGCUUCUCUUAGAAAAAUUUGGUUGCCAAUUAAACGGUGAAAUCAAAAAUAAUAAAAUUUUGAUUUCUGGUUUAUUAGAACGACUUGUGAUUCAAACCAUCAUUAAUAAAAGUAAUGAAUAUUUUAAUGAGAAUAAAACAGUUGAUAAGGAUAAUAACGAUGACGAACAAGAUAAUGAUCAAAAAUUGGAAGCAAAAAUUGUUAAUACAACUGAACAGUUAUUGGCACUGAUAGAUUUGGUUCCAGAGAAUCGCGCUGGGAAUGAUGAAGUAAGCAAAGCUACAUCAACAAAAUUACGUCAACAAAUUUACGGUGUUCUUGGGAAUCGAGGAUUUUGUAACAUUAAAGAAGAUAAGGAACAUCAAUUAAUUGCAAAAUUGC